UAUUAAAUCACCGAAUCUGAGAUUUUCCAGACCAAUCAAAGGCGUCUGUCAGCUAAAGCUAGCGAGAAUGCGGAUAUGACGUGGCAGACAGGUGGCGUUACGUAAUUAAAACCAAAUUAAUGAAGAAAAAAGAAAAGAAGAAACAGAGGAAUAACAAACAAACUCAUAUAACAGUUUCUUGGCUUCUCUCUAAAUUCCAAACAGAAAACUUUCCCUCCUAAUUCAAGUUUCUAGGGUUUCCAGUUCUUUGUGUUGGUAGAGGAAUCUCCGGCUUAAAUGGCGGAUUCGACGGCGGACGAGGCAACAAACGCCGAUACUCUGAGGCGGGAUUUACAGAAGGUACUGACGGAGAUUUGGUACGACGGAGGAGGCAAAGAUCGCGGUGAGAUUGAUGAGGCUAUUAGAAUCCUGACUUGUCUGAGGAAAAUAGAAUCGAAGAAGCCAGAAGAAUCUGAUAUAUCUCCGGUGGAAGUUCCAAAAGAGUUUAUAUGUAAACUCUCGAAGAGGAUCAUGAUCGAACCUGUGCUCAUCGCUUCUGGCCAGACUUUUGAAAAGAGAUAUAUCCUAGAGUGGCUGAAGCAUGAACGUACAUGCCCCAGAACCAAACAAGUUCUUUACCACCGUUUUUGGAUACCAAACCAUUUGAUCAACGAGGUUAUUAUGCAAUGGUGUCGAAUUCACAACUUUGAUCGGCCAAAACCAUCUGAUGAAGAAGUCAUUGACCUGUUCACUGGUGACAUUGAAUCAUUCCUUCAGCGUAUUACCUCUCCUUCCUCGGUUGAAGAUCAGACAGAAGCUGCAAAAGAGCUUGCCCGCCAGGUCAAGAGAUAUGCCACUGUCCGUGACUUCUUUGUCGCCAAAAUCCCUGAUUCGAUCACCAGGUUGCUCACUGUUUUGGGCGAUGAGGUAGACUCGAAUCCUGAGCUUCAAGAGAAUAUCAUCACAUCAUUGUUCAACAUGUCUACUUUUGAGAAGAAUAAAACACUACUUGCUGAGAAUCCUCAUGUGAUCCCACUGCUUACAAAGUCUUUGAGGAAGGGGACAGAUCAAACAAAAAAAGUCUCUGCAGCGACUGUGUUUUCACUUUCACAUACUGAUUCUAACAAGAACAUCAUCGGGAACUCGGAAGCACUCAAGGCUCUGAUAGAUCUAGUCGAAGAGGGUGAUUCAUUAGCCACCAGUGAAGCCUUUUCCGCGCUUGCUAAUCUCUGUUUAGUAAAGGAGAUCAGGGAAAAGGCAGUUUCAGCGGGUCUGAUUCGUGCGGCAACCACAAAGAUCAAAGCAGGAAGCAAUGUGGAUGUGUUGUUAUCGUUCUUGGCAUCGAUUUCUACACACAACCGGACUAUCGAAGAAAUGGAUAACCUAGGGUUUAUAUAUGAUCUGUUCAGUAUCUUGAGGAACUCAAAUAGCUUCGUGAAUGAAGAGAACGCUUUAACCAUCGUCGUUUACAUUUGUAAAGGAUACAGAGGCUUGCGAGAUGUGGUCCAGGAAGAGGCGACAGGGAAUGUGGUCCUAGAAGAGGAGAAUAAACACGGGACAUUUACGAAGCUUGCGAAGCAAGAAGCAGGUUGUACGGUGAGAAAAGCACAAGCGAUUUUACAGUGUAUUAAGACAUUCGCUGAUCGUAAAGAGCAACGUCAGAGGAAGAGGGAUGAUAGGCCUUUAAGAGUAUAUGUGAGAAGAAAUAAAUGAGUUGGUGCAGAAGAAGAAUGAGGUCGUGUUAUUACGUAAAUAGUUUUGCAAACUAACUCUUGAUAAUAGUCAUUGAAAACUUUGUAUAUAUAGUUUUGCUGCUCUAAA
Molecule: messenger RNA, 1800 nt
Organism: Arabidopsis lyrata subsp. lyrata
Lineage: Eukaryota; Viridiplantae; Streptophyta; Magnoliopsida; Brassicales; Brassicaceae
Product: putative U-box domain-containing protein 47
Exons: 2
Coding region: 277-1692 (471 amino acids)
Biological process (GO): protein ubiquitination
Cellular component (GO): nucleus; cytoplasm
Molecular function (GO): ubiquitin-protein transferase activity
Source: RefSeq, a predicted model, not a curated record